AUAGAAUGAUCCCAUUAAUUCAAAGUAAUUUCCAGAUACUUCAUACCAUCAUCUAUAAAUAUCACUUUUCUCUUCUUAAUUUUUCAUCAACAGAACACAGAAAUUUGCAGCAUUCAAAAUUUCUCAUCAAUUCUCAAUUUCUCAAUAUACUCUAAUCAAAUAUUUAAAUCAAUUUCUAUUAAUUAAAAAAAAAUCAAUUGAUUUUACAAUGUCGCUAAUUCCAAGCUUCUUUGGAAACCGACGCAGCAGCAUCGCCGAUCCUUUUUCCCUGAAUGUCUGGGAACCCUUCCAGUCUCUCACCACCGACCGCGAAACCGCUGCUUUCGCCAACGCUCGAAUUGACUGGAAGGAGACACCUGAGGCGCAUGUGUUCAAAGCCGAUCUUCCCGGUGUUAAGAAGGAAGAGGUGAAGGUUGAGGUGGAAGACGGGAAAGUGCUCCAGAUCAGCGGAGAGAGAAACAAGGAGCAAGAGGAGAAGAAUGACAAGUGGCACCGUGUUGAGCGGAGUUCUGGAAAGUUCUUAAGGCGGUUCAGGCUGCCGGAGAAUGCGAAGACGGAGGAGAUCAAAGCGAAUAUGGAGAAUGGUGUUCUUACUGUUACUGUUCCUAAAAUGGAGGUUAAGAAACCUGAAGUUAAGUCUAUUGACAUCUCUGCUGCUUAAAUUGGGAUUUAAUUAAGAUUAUUGUGAUAUAAUGAUGAGGGUUUAGUUGUGUAAUGUUGUUUCAAAUUGUGUGUUUUUAUAUAAUUAUAUUGACUUUUCAAAUUAAUGUGUUCAUUGUUGCUUGUUUGUAAGGAGUUAAUCAGUAUAAUGAAGAAAUAAAAUUUGCUUGAUUUUGAAAAA
Messenger RNA from Chenopodium quinoa (quinoa), 841 nucleotides. RefSeq names its product 17.8 kDa class I heat shock protein-like. The record is from RefSeq and is a predicted model, not a curated record. Gene Ontology annotation, biological process: protein folding; response to heat; protein complex oligomerization. The coding region runs from base 209 to 661 and encodes 150 amino acids. The transcript has a single exon. Lineage: Eukaryota; Viridiplantae; Streptophyta; Magnoliopsida; Caryophyllales; Amaranthaceae.